GAUUCGAUAGUUCGCCGCACUCAGCAGCCGCCGCCCGUCGCCGUGUCAACCUCCGAUUCGUCCGCCGCACCCAUCUACACUGAGCCGGCUCCCACGGUCGUGGCGCUCACUUUGCGUUCUCCCGUACGCCUCUCAUGGCGUCACGACGCUGACCUUUGCUUCUCCUUCCGCCCUUCAUGGUUCCAUCUACAUACAACAUAUCCUAAGCUAAACCAGAUUCUUCUCAUCCUGCUCCUCCCCCUCCCGUUAAUCUAAUCUCCAUCCGGAAGAGGAAGAGGCGGUCGCAGCACGAUGACGUCCCGGCGCUUGAUUUCCUUGUUCCUCCUGUUUGUUUUGGCCAUGGCGCUUCAUCGCCAGCAGCAGGUGAUGGCAGCUAAGCCGAUGCCUCAGCUCAGGUCAGAGUCAAAGAUCAUUCAGGAUUCAAUCAUUGAAAAAAUUAAUGCUAACCCUGAAGCUGGAUGGAAAGCUUCCAUUAAUCCUCGUCUCGAAAACUAUACGGUUGAGCAAUUCAAGCAUAUUCUCGGGGUUAAGCCUAUGCCUUCCAAUGAGGUGAUGGUUCUUCCUACAAAGACCUAUCCAAAAUCUUUAAACCUUCCCAAGGAAUUUGAUGCAAGAAAAGCUUGGCCCCAGUGUAGCACAAUUGGAAAAAUACUCGACCAGGGCCACUGUGGUUCCUGCUGGGCUUUUGGUGCCGUAGAAUCACUUUCUGAUCGCUUCUGCAUUCACUUUGGCAUUAAUAUUUCUCUUUCGGUUAAUGACCUUCUGUCAUGCUGUGGGUUUUUAUGUGGAUAUGGCUGUGAUGGAGGGUAUACUCUACGCGCAUGGAAAUACUUUGUGCGCCAUGGCGUGGUUACUGACAAGUGUGACCCCUAUUUCGAUGACAUUGGAUGUGCUCAUCCGGGAUGUGAACCUCUAUAUCCAACUCCCAAAUGUCAAAGAAAGUGUAAAGUUGAUGACCUCAUCUGGCGGGAAAAUAAGCGUUUUGGAGUCGAUGCAUAUAGAGUAAACUCGAAUCCAGAGGAUAUCAUGGCCGAGAUCUACACAAAUGGACCUGUGGAAGUUGAUUUCACAGUUUAUGAGGAUUUUGCUCACUACCAGUCAGGAGUCUACAAGCACCUCACAGGUUACUCGAUGGGUGGUCAUGCCGUGAAGCUGAUUGGAUGGGGAACCAGCGAGGAGGGUGAAGACUACUGGCUUAUUGCAAACUCAUGGAACACAGAAUGGGGCGAGGAUGGUUACUUCAAGAUUACAAGGGGAAGGAACGAGUGCGGUAUCGAGGCAAAUGUUGUUGCGGGGAUGCAGAAGAACUUGUUCACGCAAAUGAUUUGAUGAUUCAGAAGGUGAUGCCAGCUCUUAAUUCCUCACUUCCCCCUCUACCAAAAUGGCCGUAUGUGUACAAAUAUAUUCUCGUGAUGUUAAACCUUAAAUCUAGCAGGACACAUUGUUGCUCAAAUCUGUCAUUUGUAUUAUUGACAUAUUUAUCACAUCAACAUAAGAAGGUGAUUCCCUAA
This is a messenger RNA of Zingiber officinale, 1511 nucleotides long. RefSeq names its product cathepsin B-like protease 3. Bases 292 to 1329 code for a protein of 345 amino acids. Gene Ontology annotation, molecular function: cysteine-type endopeptidase activity. Gene Ontology annotation, biological process: regulation of catalytic activity. NCBI's taxonomy places the organism in Eukaryota, Viridiplantae, Streptophyta, Magnoliopsida, Zingiberales, Zingiberaceae. The transcript has 11 exons. Gene Ontology annotation, cellular component: lysosome. The record is from RefSeq and is a predicted model, not a curated record.